Triticum turgidum subsp. durum (durum wheat) is the source of this 1128-nucleotide messenger RNA. NCBI's taxonomy places the organism in Eukaryota, Viridiplantae, Streptophyta, Magnoliopsida, Poales, Poaceae. The record is from the annotation of a GenBank genome assembly.
AUGAAGGAGUUUUCCUACCAUGAGAUCGAGGCGGCGACCGGCGGCUUCGCGGCCAAGAACGUCGUCGGCAAGGGCAGCCACGGCUGCGUCUACAGGGCCAGGCUCAGGGGCGGCGCUGGCCACGGCAGGAGGCUCCUCACCGUCGCCGUCAAGAAGGCGUCGCACCCGCAGGGGGAGGCCAAGCUCGCCAACGAGAUCGCCGUGCUCACGGCCGCGUGCCACCACCCGGGCGUCGUGAGCCUCGUCGGCGCGGUAGCAGCGGGGCGGUCGCCGCUUCUCGUCAUGGAGUUCAUGCCCAACGGCUCGCUGCACGACCUGCUGCACCGGUCCCCGAGGCCGCCGCCGUGGCCGCGCCGCGUGGAGAUCGCGCUCGACGUGGCGCGGGCCAUGCGCGCGCUGCACGGCGCCGCGCCCCGCGUCAUACACCGGGACGUCAAGACGGCCAACGUCCUGCUCGGCCGCGACGGCCGCGCCCGCCUCGCCGACUUCAGCCUCGCGGUCAGGGUCGCGGCCGCGGGCGCGCCGAGGCCGGCGCCGGCGGGCACGAUGGGGUACCUGGACCCGAGCUACACGGAGCCGGGCCGGCUGGGGCCCGAGAGCGACGUGUUCAGCUUCGGCGUGGUGCUCCUUGAGCUCAUCAGCGGGCGCAAGGUGAUGGACGUGAACGCCUCCCCGUCGUCCAUCGUCGCGUGGGCGCUGCCGCUGAUCGGCGCCGGGCUGGCGCGCCAGGUGUUCGACGGGAGGGUGGCCGCUCCCCGUCCCGGCACCGACGCCGAGGCCGCGAUCGCCAGGGUCCUGUCCGUGGCAGCGCGGUGCGUGUCGGAGAGCGUGGAGCGCCGGCCAGCGAUGGCGGAGGUGGCCUCGGAGCUGCGCGGCGCCCUGGAGAGCGGCAGGUGGCACCGCCGCGGGAGGGACGUGGUGGAAAGGGUGUGCAGGCGCGUCGUGUCGUGGGGGAUACAAGUGCGCGUGAAGACGACGCGGCGGAGCAAGGUCGAGUGCACCGAGCUGUCGGGGUCGUCGGAGGGGGGCGGCGCACCAAGCCGCGCGGACUCGUGCCAUCUACCAUCGCGGUCCAACAGCAAUGCAUACGAGUCAGAUAGGCUGACCCAGCAAAACUCAAUGCUUUAG